AUGCGCUACUGGGACCACCUUUACCCGCUCUCGCUGCCGCCCUCCUGGGUGCCGGGGGCUGCCGUCGGGAUUGUCUCCUUGCACUUCGUCCACUUCUGGGUGGACCUGAGAUACCUGUUCAAGGUAUUCAGGUAUGGGCUGAGAGUGGAGAUGUACCGGCUGCGAGGGAGGGGUGUCACCGUCCUGGACAAGUUUGUGAAGCUAGCAGAGAAGCAGCCCCACAAGCCGUUUCUCAUCUACGAAGGGAAGGUUCACACCUACCGGGUCCUCAACUUCAAUGUCCGCUCCAGAUCUCUUCUGCACUGUGUCAGUAGCUGCGAGCCCAAGAUACUGGUUGUGGGAGCAGAUUUGCUUGGAACACUGGAAGAAAUUCUUCCUAACCUUCAAAAAGAUAUUAGUGUUUGGAUAAUGACCAAAGACUCCACUUUUCCGAGUGUGCAUACCCUGUUGGACAAAAUAGAAGCUGCAUCUGAAGACCCAGUCGCAGUUGAUCGAUGCUCUGUCAACAACCUCAAGUCAGCUGUUUUAUAUAUAUUUACUUCAGGAACAACAGGUCUUCCAAAGGCUGCAGUCAUCAGUCACAUGCAGGUUCUUAAAGGAGCUGCUGGACUGUGGGCUUUUGGUGCUACUGGAGAAGACAUCAUUUAUAUCACUCUGCCUCUUUAUCACAGUGCAGCAUCUCUUCUUGGCAUCAGUGGAUGCAUUGAACUGGGUGCAACCUGUGUGUUAAAAAAGAAGUUCUCAGCUAGUCAGUUUUGGAGUGACUGCAAAAAGUACAAUGUGACUGUCAUCCAGUACAUUGGAGAACUUUGCCGUUACCUUUGCAAUCAGCCUGUGAAGGAAGAAGAAAAAAAUCACAAAGUCCGACUAGCAGUUGGAAAUGGAGUAAGAAAUGAUGUUUGGAGGGAAUUUUUAAACAGAUUUGGAGCUAUUAAGAUCUGUGAGUUCUAUGGUGCUACUGAAGGAAACAUUUGUUUCAUGAACCACACAGGAAAAAUUGGAUCUGUUGGACGCACCAAUUUCUUUUACAAGCUUUUUUUCCCGUUUGAUUUAAUCAAGUAUGAUUUCCAAAAAGAUGAACCGGUUAGAAAUAAGCAUGGUUGGUGUGAAAAAGUUAAGAAAGGUGAGGCUGGUCUUCUCAUUUCCAAAGUCAAUGCGAAGAAUCCCUUCUUUGGUUAUGCUGGCAAUAAGAAACACACGGAAAAGAAAUUACUCUGUGAGGUAUUUAAGAAGGGAGAUAUUUAUUUUAACACUGGAGACCUAAUGGUUCAAGACCAGGACAAUUUUUUAUAUUUUUGGGACAGGAUUGGAGAUACUUUCAGAUGGAAAGGGGAGAAUGUUGCAACUACAGAAGUUUCUGAUGUCAUUGUAAUGUUGGACUUCAUACAAGAAGCAAACGUGUAUGGAGUAUCUGUGCCAAACCCUGAAGGUAAGGUUGGCAGAACAUCUCUGCUGUUACUAGCAGCUGAUGGUUUAAGUGUGCAGUUAUUUUUGAACUUGGAGCAAAUGUAUAAACAAGUAGUGACCUAUCUACCGAGUUAUGCUUGUCCCCUGUUCUUAAGAGUCCAGGAGAAAAUGGAAAUCACUGGAACAUUCAAACAGCAAAAAUUUCGACUUGUGGAUGAAGGUUUUAAUCCAUCUACAAUUACUGAUCCUCUGUAUUUUCUAGAUAAUUCUAAGAAAGCAUAUGUCUUGUUAACCAAAGAAGUACAUGAGAUGAUCUUAUCUGGGAAAAUGAAGCUUUAA
This is a messenger RNA of Acanthisitta chloris (rifleman), 1746 nucleotides long. RefSeq names its product long-chain fatty acid transport protein 6-like. Gene Ontology annotation, molecular function: long-chain fatty acid-CoA ligase activity; long-chain fatty acid transmembrane transporter activity. Lineage: Eukaryota; Metazoa; Chordata; Aves; Passeriformes; Acanthisittidae. The record is from RefSeq and is a predicted model, not a curated record.